Molecule: messenger RNA, 3661 nt
Organism: Oryza brachyantha (malo sina)
Lineage: Eukaryota; Viridiplantae; Streptophyta; Magnoliopsida; Poales; Poaceae
Exons: 9
Coding region: 351-3341 (996 amino acids)
Biological process (GO): DNA-templated transcription
Cellular component (GO): nucleus
Source: RefSeq, a predicted model, not a curated record
UCCUCUGCUUCACCGUUCCGUAGUUUCACCGUCCAACUCCGACGGUUGCCGCCGUGGCCGUUCGCCUCUGCUCGACGCCCAAAACCCUCGUCCCCAUCUUUCCCCAGGUGACCUCGCGCUCCCUCUUCCUCCGCUCCACUCAAUUCGUCCACGGGUUCUUCUCGGAACAUGAAGCUUAUGGCAGCGCCAAGCCGCUGCCGCCGGAUGCUUUCCCCGCUGGCUUCAUAUUUUGGCAUUUUGCUAUUGCUAGAAGCAUUGCUACAAUCUGCAGUUGAUUGCAUUCCUUUAAUUCCGCGUUCACAACAUCUUGGAACAAACAACCGGAUAAUAUUAUUGUGUCAGACGAAAGGAUGACGAGCCAAAGUGAUUCCCCAGACAUGAUCUUUCCGGUUUAUACACCUAGAAAAAGAAAAUUUGAGGACUCUGUUCAGCACAGUGAAUCUAGCAAUACUGUUUCUCAUGGAUCUGGGUUAGUGGCUAGUGCCAAACAUAGUCAUAGAAGUGAAGAAUCAUCCCAUCUUGGGCCUGCCCAGCCAAAAAGAAGUGAAGAAUCAUUUAUAAAAAGUCUAGUUGGGUUUAGCUCUAUUUUGAAUAACUCACAGGGUUUUGGCCUUCAAGAUAUUCCAUCAGAAACUACAGAAUUGAGUGGCAUUAGAUAUACUACUAGUCAACACCGACCAAAUGAAACCAUAUUGCACACUAUUUCGACAGAUAAUGGCACAACAAAAUGUCAGGAUCCUAUCCAAUCAUUCUCUCUAGUAAUGGAGUGUACAAAUCAUACAAUAUCAAGCAAACCUAUGCAUCCUCAUAUCACUUUUCAACUAAUGCACACUAAAAUAGAAUCUGGCAAUAGUUAUGCUAAGUGUGCCGAUUCAACAUAUCAGAGCCAGAAAGCAGUGACUCAGAAUCUACUUUUGAACUGUGAAAAGGGUGAUCAGAGUUUUGUAGCUAUGGAUCACCCUUCUCUGAGUCCCCAUGAUAAAACUCAACAGAAAGAGGGGAUACCAAGCUAUGAAGCUAUAAAACAUGAUGUACAAGAUUCUACAAAAGCAAUUGAUAUUCCUGGUACACUGUCUCCUCAUUCUUUGGAUGAUGAAAUCACUUCAGUUGUCGGCCAGUUAUCUCCUUCUGUUUAUGAAAGCCUCUGGGAUGGCACAAUCCAGUUGAGUAGAACUGUCAAGGUGUCCGUGAUUGCCUUCUUCAAAAGCGGAGAAAAAAAUCAUGACAUUACUUGGCCAAAAGUAAUAGAAAUCAAAGGAAAAGUAAAACUGGAUGCGUUUGAAAAGUUUAUCCAGGAACUCCGUCGAUGUCAAACCCGGGCUUUGAUGGUAAUUUCUCUUUGCUGGAAGUUUGGGACAUCAAAAGCUGGCUUACGGGGAAUGAAGGAGGUUGCAGAGAACUUUGAAGUGAGCCAAAAAGUUGGUUUUGCAGAUAUCUGUGAUGGUUUCAGUCUCUACGUCUGCCCCAGAAGUGAUGCUGUAAUUACAAUCCUAGCGAAAUAUGGUUUCUUUAAAGGCAUGUCUGCAUUUGAUACAAACCAAGACACGUUGAUAGGUUGUAUUGUAUGGCGCCGAAAUCCACUGUCAAAAAUUAUGGACCAUAACAGGUCUGAAACUAUUGGAAAGGGAUCUCCAUGUGCUCUUCAUGUUGAGUCAAGGCCUCUAGCUUCGUUGCCAUUUUCAGAGGGAUAUGAGGCAACAUCAUGCUCUACCAAUCCUGGCAUGGACUCUAGUAGAAAUGCAAGCAAGAUUCAGAAUGAUAUUGAUCACACACAAGAAAAUCGUGUCAAAAAGCUUGCUGUGGCAACUGGUUUGCCAUCCCAGUGUGGGCAUGCUGAGAAUACUGGUGAAAGAGUUCAUCAUAUAGAAACAUUGUCACAGGUUCCUCCAUUUGAAACGACAUUACAUGAAUUCCCAGAAAUUCAGAAAAAUGUUCAGCACAUCACAGAUUCUCGUUCUGGAUAUUUUGGAGUGGGGCAUCCUAUUUCACAUUCUCAAGAAAUAACAAAUUUCAAUCCUGUAUUUCAACCUGAUAAAGCUGGUGUUAAGGGCUUGUCUCUGAAAUUCUUGGAUGUUCAGCAAAGAACUAUUCACUAUGAUUUAGCUGCACAAAAGAGUUAUAUGGUGGAGGCCUUCUCAGGCAGCUUAACGCGACAAGAAUAUGCACCAGAUGCUGCUGAGUCUUCAAAACAACAUGAUAACAAUCCAUUUUUGCUGCAUCCUAAUACUUGUGGUUCUGAUACAACUAAUGAUACGGAUGAUCUUCCAGAAUUUGACUUCGCUAAUCUCCAUAAAGUUGAGGUGAAAUAUGAUGUGCAUCCACUUAACAUGGAAACUGCAAUAACUUCCGAGGUGCUGAUUCGCCCUAAGUUGUCUGAUAGUAAGUCAAGCAGACCAUUACAGCAAUCAUCACAACCAUCGUUUCAAGUUGAAGGCAUCAAGAAUCACGACAAUGUUGAGGUGAAUGUCACACACAUAAUGUCAAGGGGGAUAAUGAAUCAAGUGUCUCGUUGUGAGACAGAAAACUUCAACAAUAGAGAUGGUAUUGAUGCUGAAGACAUGGUAGACCGUAACUUCCAGGGGUCAGAUAAUGAGAAACCACAUCAAAGCAAUUCAACUAAACAAUCAUCGCCAUCUUUGAAGACCUUCACAGGGUCUAGAGUACCAUCACAUGUGUUUCCUCUGGUUCCUGAGAGAUCUAAUAAUCCACUUGAAAGAGAAGACAUUUCUUCUGGUCAUCAUCCAGAUAUGCCACCUGGAUGUUUGAACAUACCGAGAGAUCAAGGCUCCUUUACUCAGCAUCAUCCACCUGUACUAGGGGAUCAACGAUUAGCAGCUCGGCAUCCUGCUGUACUAGCCGAUCAAGCUCCCAUUCCUCGGGUUCCUCCUCCUGUACUGGAAGAUCAAAGCUUUGUUCGGUGUCCUCCUCCUUCAUUACCUGGUGAAGGCUUCAUUCCUUGGCAUCCUCCUGUACCAGCAGAUCAAGGCUUUGUUCCUCUGCGUCCUCCCCCGCUUGCAGAUCAAGGCUCAUUUCCUCGGCGUGCUCCUCCUGCACACUUCCCCCGGCGCCCUUUUCAUGCAAAUCAAGGCGCAUUUCCUCGUCAUCGUCCUCCACAUCCUCGUCUUCCGUUUGCUCCAGGACACAUGAGGCCACCUGGCAAUUUUGCACCCCCCGGGCCCUGGCGUCCAGUUCUGCAUCCAGGGCAAGAACACCGACAGUAUGGUCCUCCUGGAAGAUCAAAUAGUCCUUGUGGCUCUGGCAACGUCCCAGGCCAAGGCCAUCAUCGCCCCAACUUUAGAAACGGACCAGGUUGCAGGCCAGCACACCAAGCUCACAGAUGACACUCUGCAUGCAUGAUUGAUUGCAUAGACUGUCUCCAUUCCCUAUUGCAUUCUGGACAGCUAGAAAAACAUAGAACUUCUCUUCCGUUUGGCUCAAUCUUUUCUGCGAACAGAAAAGUAUUAUGUAUGUUUUAGAUGUUGUUGCUGCCCUGAUGGCAAGUUUACCAAUAAGCUGUAGUGUUGUACAUAGCCAUGUUGGCAGUCUUACUUUGCUGAAUAAUGAAGUUUUGCUGUUAGAAAAAAAAUAUGGAUUUCCUGACUGAUUCAGCUGUGGCCGAAUUUUUAGUACUUUUUCAUCUUUUAAUGUAAAACUUAAACCA